UCUCUCUCUCUCUCUCUAAAAUGUCAAAUCGUUACGCCCAAAACAGGUCUGAUGGAAAGAAGCAGCAGCAACAGCAAAAGAAAUUUGUAGCAAAGAGUAGUACUAGGACUACGAAUACGCCCAAUUCAAAGACCCCCCAAACAGAACCAACAACACUCUCCAAUUCUCUCAGACAAUCAGAUUAUGCAUCGACCAGGAACUUGGUUUCCGGUGGCAAUUUCGUGAAUUACUUGCCCCAAGAUGAGGCAGUUGCGGCCGGUCUCCCCCCUGACAAAGGCGGAUUGGAUCCCGUCGAGUCUCAGCGAGUUGUCGAUCAUCUCAACACACACUUGUCUCGCUUGCUCCGAUUGUGCCCUAGAGAUUUCUGGACACAAGUGGUAAGCGAUCAUUCCUUGCACAACUUUUUGGAGAGCUUCCUACAGUUUAGGAGUAGGUGGUAUGAUUUUCCAUAUCGUGGAGUAAAAGGAAUAGUUGCAGGGGUCAUUGUAGGGGAAUUUGAGCUCAGCAGGCGUCUUUUCAUGGUCUUAUACCGCAUUUGUGCCACUCCUUCAGUUGUUCAUGAUUUGGAAUCUCCUGUUGCAGAUCUUCCAAUCGAGAUCCUGGUGCUAGGGCUGCUGAUAGUCUCAGUCCAAACGACCACACAGGAAAAGAAGUUACUUGACAUGCCUAAGUUGUUGGAUAUAUGUGCUAUAUAUGGUCAUGAAAAUGAAGAUUUGACCAGAUCAUUGGUUGUGAAUGCUUUGAAGGCCCAGCCUAGUAUCCAUGAUAGUUUUAUUGCUGCAUUGUCGCAUUUCCUGAAAAUUGUCCAUACAAUGCAUCAACGUUGCAGUGCGUCUCUAGAGGUUCUAUUUUCUUCUCAUGGCCAUGAAGAUCAUGGAUCCAGUCAGCUUUGUGCAGACUAUUUGGAGGUAAUGGACUUCAUAAAUGAUGCUAUUGUAUCCAUGGAUGCUUUUGUAAGUGCAUACAAGCCUGCAGCCGUCUUUUUCUCAUGCCCUGUUGAAAUGAGUUUUGGAAAUGAGGAAUUGCUCAGUACCCUAGCAAGAUUACAUGAUUCAUUGCUCCCAUCUUUACAGAGGGGAUUUCGAAUUAUCUUUACUACAGGAGAAGAUGGACUUCAGGGAACAAAUGGUGAUAUGCUUUCUAAUAUCACUCUGAGUUUGAAGAUGUUAUCAAUGAGGAUAGUGAAAUUUGGUUGGAAUUUACUAGAUGUUUGCUAUCUUAGUGAUGAAGUGUUUGAAGGCAGCUUCCCCCUUCCAGUUGUCACGAAGAUGUUCCCAGCAAAAGUGGAGGAUCCUGUCAUAAGGGCAGACAUUUUGGUUCAGACUUUUAGGGAAAUCAGUGGAGGAUAUUCAUAUGCUCAAGAGGGCUGGGGCUGGGCAACAUUUUUCCAAAAUGUUGAAAAAAAGCACAAGAUAAUGGAGAGAGUUGAGUUUUUGCAGAGUACAGGAUGGGUUUUAAUGGAUGAUGAACAAUUCCAAUAUCUUUCUGGAAUCACGAAGCAUCCUUUGGAAGCCAAUACUAAGGAGAUACCUCAUGUACCAACCUCUCUGACAAACAAGAAGUUGCAGGUGGAUGAAGACACUGCAAUUGUCGAGUCCAAAAUUAGUCAAAUAAGAGACCUUUUCCCCGACUAUGGCAGGGGCUUCUUAUCUGCUUGUCUUGAAGUCUAUAACCAGAAUCCAGAAGAGGUGAUCCAGAGGAUUUUGGAAGGAACCCUCCAUGAAGAUUUACAGUCACUGGACCCGUCACUAGAAACUAUUCCACCUCCCAAGUCCACUUCUGUGAGCAGCAACGAUAAAGGGAAAGGGAAACUAUUCGAACCUAUGCCCCCCCCACCCUCUACCAAUGUGGCACCUACAAUCACGGAUCGACGAACUGUGGGCCCAUCAUUGUCAUCAUCGUCGUCUUCAGUUGGGAGAUUUGUCAGGAAGUCUAAAGUCACCUCAUCUGAUUCUGCAGCCCUAGAUUCCAGAGAUGAAAAGGUUUUGGCAAAGACUGCUGGCCUAAUAUCGCAACUCCAACUCGAGUAUGAAGAUGAGUAUGAUGACUCUUUUGAUGAUUUAGGUCUCAGUGUUGCUGAUUCAGGGGUGGAGGAAACUGAGAUACUGGGAGAGAAAAUAAAUUCAAAUCGGGGAAAAUCAUGGGAGACAGAUGCUGGAAGUUCUGCUCCAAGUGCUGCUAAUUCUAAAUGGAACUCACGAAAGAAGCCUCAGUUCUUUGUCAAGGAUGGUAAGAACUACAGCUACAAAGUGGCAGAUUCAGUUGCGGUUUCGAAUUACGAUGAAGCGACACUAGUUAAUCAAGCCCAGAGAGAAUUAAUCCAUGGUCUUGGACGUGGUGGUAACCUUCCUUUGGGUGCGGUUAAGAGGCUGACAGAAUCAAAUGAGGAGCAGGAAGGUGAGACUGAUGUCACCGAGGUUGGGGGACGUGGGAAUUCUAGGGGUAGAGGGAGGAGGGGAGGAGGAGGGGGAAGAAAUCAUUACAGGAAAGACCGGGCCUUGAAGAAGCACUUUACCGGAUUGACUGGUAAUUAGGCAUACAGAGGAGAGAGUGAGAACUUAUUUUUUUUUCUUUUUCUUUUUUGCCCAUAAAAUUUUAUCAAAAGAUGAAUAUAUUGAAAUCAAAUUACCGUUUAUUUGUAUAGAGCUAUGAACAACUGUAAAGCCAGUUUUUUGUUGCUGGCAAUUUCGUCAUCUGCGAUCGGUCUUGGCCACUUAGAUGAAUGUCCAUGUGGGUGUGUUUAUUUCUUCUGAGAAGCACUAAGAAGAAGCACUAAGAAUAUUUGUAUGGUUACACUUCAUCGAGAGUUUUGGGGUAAAAGCUGAAGAAAUCAGUAUAAUGUUUUGGUGAACGCAAAGAUUUUGUUCUUGUUCUGUGUUA
Camellia sinensis is the source of this 2880-nucleotide messenger RNA. RefSeq lists its product as uncharacterized. NCBI's taxonomy places the organism in Eukaryota, Viridiplantae, Streptophyta, Magnoliopsida, Ericales, Theaceae. The record is from RefSeq and is a predicted model, not a curated record. Gene Ontology annotation, molecular function: ubiquitin binding.